This is a messenger RNA of Lathyrus oleraceus (garden pea), 1566 nucleotides long. RefSeq lists its product as uncharacterized. The transcript has 3 exons. The coding region runs from base 1 to 1566 and encodes 521 amino acids. The record is from RefSeq and is a predicted model, not a curated record. Lineage: Eukaryota; Viridiplantae; Streptophyta; Magnoliopsida; Fabales; Fabaceae.
AUGGCAGAUGCCCCACCUCCUGUGGAGAGACUAUUAGGUGAUUACGGGGGAGCUAAUGCCCCGCUUGGAAGGAUGACAAUAGUAAAUCCACCAGUCAAUGUUGCCCACUUUCAGCUUCACCCCUCAACGAUACGACAACUUGAAAGGAGACCUUUCUCAGGAAAAAUUAACGAAGAUGCCAACAAGCAUUUGCAGAGGUUUCUUACUAUGACUACGUCGUUAAAGAUUGAGGGGCAUUCUGAGGAAGCUAAGAAGCUGGUCAUGUUUCCGUUUACACUGUCAGAAGAUGCUGAAGAGUGGUUCUACUCUUUACCUGCUGGAAGCAUCACAACUUGGCAACAGAUGGAGACAACUUUUCUCAACGAGUACUUUCCGGCUUCUAUAUACAUCCGAAAAAGGUACGACAUAGUGAAUUUUAAACAGAAAGAGGGAGAGUCACUUGGAGAUGCGUAUAAGAGACUAAGCAACUCAUUGACACAGCAGCUGGUGGCUCAACCAAUUUUACAACAGCCACUGGUAUUAAAAAGAUUAUCGAAAGCCAUUGCAGCCAAUGAGCACCUGGAGUUGUAUGACCGCAGUGUUAGUCAACCCGAAGGGAUAAUUGACCUGAAAUUGGCAAGCCAAGUGGUGAAGAUGGAAGAUCAAAUAGCAGCUGAAGUAGAAAGGAGACUGAAGAAGAUGGCUAUUGAUACCCAAACUGUUGCACAGGUUCAACAGGUUCAACCAACUCAAACUAGUAAUUGCGAAAUUUGUGGAGGACCUCAUCUUACCGCACAUUGCGUUGCAACCGCACAACAAAUUGAGGAGAUCAAGUUUCUUAGGCAGAACAACCCUUAUUCAAAUACAUACAAUCCGGGUUGGAAAAACCAUCCAAAUUUCUCAUGGAAGGAUCAACAAGGAAAUGUACCAAGAAAAGCUGAUUGGGAGCUUUCCAUUGAGAAGAUGGCCGCUCAAAGCUCUAAAUUUCAAGAAGAGACUUGGAGUAAUUUAAAGAACACAGGUGCUUCAAUUAAGAAUCUUGAAGUACAAAUGAGUCAGAUAGCCCAACAACUAGCGGGUUCUCAACAACAGGGAGUUUUACCAAGUUCUACGGUUGCUAAUCCAAGAGAAAAUAAUCAUGUGAAUGCGGUGACCACAAGGAAUGGUAAGUCGAAAGAAAUACCUGAGAAGAGUUCUGAAGAAGAAGAUUUAUUGCUUGAAGUUGAUCUAAAGAUAAAAGAAAAUGAGGUUGCAAAUGAAGAGGUCACUCAUGAUGAAAGAGUGGUCAAAGAUAAAGUGAUUCAUCCAAAACCUGCCGUCAAACUGCCAUUCCCAACAAGAAAUAAGAAGAAAGGGCAGCAUGAGAAAAACUUUGAGAAGUUCUUGGAAAUGUUUAAAAAGCUUGAGCUAAACAUUCUUUUCUUGGAGGCGCUUGAGCAAAUGCCUACCUACGCAAAGUUCAUGAAAGACAUCAUCUCGAAGAAGCGGACCAUAGAGACUAACCCGAUUAUUCUAACAGAAACUUGUAGUGCCAUUUUGCAGGGUAUGAAGGUUCCGGUGAAAAAAAAAAAGAUCGCGGUUCUCUGA